Molecule: messenger RNA, 7446 nt
Organism: Cladocopium goreaui
Lineage: Eukaryota; Dinophyceae; Suessiales; Symbiodiniaceae
Source: the annotation of a GenBank genome assembly
AUGGCGCGUCGUCGAUCGCUUGGUUGGCCCAUCACGCUGGGCGUGGUGAUGAUCGUCUUGCUGAUUGCGCUGACAGUCGGGUGGAUUCUGCUCGCGGUGGCCGCCAUCCGCGUAGACACCGGAGCCUUCUGGGCCAUUCUGACCCUGGGAACCACGUUUCUCGUACUCGUGUUGGUCGGCGUGGUGCUGUAUUUGUGGUUAUCCAUUAAAGAAAUCAAUCUCAACCUCCGACAGGCGAAUUUCAUCGACAGCGUAACGCACGAACUCAAGUCGCCCAUCGCAUCGCUGAAGCUUUAUCUACAAACCAUGCGACGGCAUCCCUUGGGUGAAGAAGAACGCGUCGAGUUCACCGACUUCAUGCUCGAAGACGUCGAGCGGCUCGACGCCCUGAUCACCCAUCUACUGGAAGCAGCCCGACUCGAACAGAAACCGGUCGAAGACGAAUCGGUCGACAUCAAUCUUCCCAAACUACUGCAAGGCUGCGCCGAAGCGGCCUGCAAACGCUAUCGCUUACCUUCGGAAACCAUUCAGCUCAAUUUGCAGCCAGCAGUAGUCCGCGCGGUGCAUGUCGAUCUGGAAAUCAUUUUCCGCAACCUUGUUGAUAAUGCCAUCAAGUAUUCUGGUGAUGAUCCCCAAGUCGAAAUCGAAUGCACGACCGACGAUGGGAUGGCCGUCAUACGAAUCGCCGACAACGGACCAGGCAUUCCGAUGAGUUUCCGACGCAAAAUCUUCUGGCGGUUUUACCGCAUCGGCAGCGAACUCGAACGCUCGCAAAAAGGCACCGGGCUGGGCCUUUACAUCGUGCAAACCCUGGUCCGCAGGCUGCGGGGAAAAGUGCUCGUCGCCGGGCGAGGAUCGGAGUCGGGCACCGUGUUCGAGGUCAAACUACCCCUGAGUGCCACCUCUGCUCCCCAAGCUGAAACGGUGACCUCAGGAUCUGUGCUCCUGGGGCACAUCUGGAUGGUGUUUCUCAUCUUGCACCAUAUCCAUUCGGCCCGGAUGGAGUUCACGACGAUCUCCCAUUUGACGAAGAUCACCCAGGCGGCAUUCCUGGUGGCGUUCUGCGGCUGGGGAUGGUGGUUCUACGUCCACGGCUUCGACGUGCUUCAACUCGCCGAAGACGGCGCAUUGAACGUCGCGCAAUUAGCCUACCUGGCGGUGUUCGCAGCCCUAGGUGCCGUGGCGGUUCCCCUCUGGGUUGCGCAGCGGCUGAGCGAUCGCCCACCCCACCUUCUCAAGCGACAUCACCGCACCACGUUCGACAUUGCCCAGGCCCUCGAUACCUGGCCCGUCAAUUCAGGACGCGACAACUUCUUCGCCCGCCUGCCCGGCAAUCAGGCCCUGAAGAUCGACUUGGUGGAACUCACGCUCGAAAUUCCGCGUCUUCAUCCCGCCCUAGAUCAGUUCUCCAUCCUUCACCUGUCCGACAUCCAUUUCGGCCACGCCAUCCGCCAGGAAUUCUUUGAAGAAGUAGUCCGCAUCAGCAACGCCCAGGAAGCCCACCUCAUCGCCAUCACGGGCGACAUUCUCGACGAGAAGCAAUGUCUACCAUGGAUCCCCGAGACACUUGGAAAACUCAAAGCCGAGUUGGGCGUUUACUUCAUCCUGGGAAAUCAUGAUUGGCUGCUUCACGAUCUCCCCAGCAUUCAAGAAGCAAUUCACGCCGCGGGACACGAAUACCUUGGCAGCAACUCGAAAACCAUCAGCUUCAACGGCCAAGAGAUCGUGUUAGCCGGCAACGAACUCCCCUGGUUCCAACCGGCGGCCGAUCCCACGAAGCUCCCCCCGCGCGACAAAGACGGAACCCCGUUGCGUCUACUACUGGCCCACUCGCCCGACCAGUUCAACUGGGCACGCGAACACGACUUCGACUUAAUGCUCGCCGGGCACACCCACGGCGGGCAGAUCGCACUGCCGCAUCUUGGCCCACUCUUCACCGCCAGCCGCACCGGCACCGCUUACUCGGCCGGCACGUUCCAUCGCGAUGCGACCAUUAUGCACGUGAGUCGCGGGGUCUCCGGCAGCAGGGCACUGCGCUACAAUAGCCCUCAGGAGAUCGCCAAGAUCACGCUCCGUUGUCCGAAGGCUCAGAGCCAGCAACUCGAGCAGGUCAAUCAAAACAUUGCGGUGGCGCUGGUGUCUCAGCAGGGAGAAAUCGUCGCCCGGGCCCGACGCACCAUUCGCACGCACUUCCUUCCCGGCGGCGGCGUCGAGCAAGACCCCGAGGAGUGGUGGCAAACCAUCACUUCGGCCGCACAAGAAGUCAUCUCCACCGCGCCUAUCGACCCCGAAGACAUCGCCGCGGUGAGCUGCACCGGUCAGUGGUCGGUCACGGUUCCAGUCGACGAGAACGGCCAACACCUCAUGAGGGCCGUGCACUGGAUGGACUCGCGUGGUGCCCCUUACACCCACGCCAUGACCGACGGCCUGAUCAAAUUCGAGGGCUACGGCCUCCGCCGGCUGUUCACCUGGCUGCGACUCACCGGCGGCGCACCAACCCAUUCCGGGGCCGACGUGCUGGCUCACAUUCUUUUCAUCAAGAACGAACACCCCGAGGUCUACGCCCGCACCCGCGCGCUGCUCGAACCGGCCGACUUCAUCAAUCUCCGGCUCAACGGCAAGACCGCCGCUUCGCACGGCACGAUCUUCCCCUACCUGCUGACCGACAACCGCGACAACCUCAACAUCAACUACAACGACAAGCUGAUCCGCUUCGCAGGCAUCGAUCGCCAGAAGCUGCCCGAGUUGGUUCCGGUCGACUCCGUUCUGGGUCCGAUUCUCCCGGAAGUGGCCACCGAGUGGGGCCUCAGCCCGAAUACAAAAGUUGUUGCCGCCACUAGCGACAGCCAGGCCGCCGUGCUCGGUUCCGGCGCCGUCGACGACUUCGCCGGGCAUCUCUGCAUUGGCACCUCGUCGUGGCUCACAUGUCAUGUCCCAUUUAAGAAGACCGACCUGAGCCGCUACCUGGCCACCAUGCCGUCGGCCAUUCGCGGUAAGAACAUGGUCGUCGCCGAACAGGGCCCGGCCGGCAAGUGCUUAGAAACCCUCGUCGAACGCUGGCUACGCACCAGCCCCGAAGGCGCCCGCAUUGAAGCCGAAGAAGAACGCUUCCUCGAACUGACCCGCGGCGCCGCGGCCGUGCCCGCGGGCAGCAAAAACUUGAUCUUCCUGCCCUGGCUAAAUGGCCCCGGCCCGCCGGUUUCCGAUAGCUACGUGCGAGGUGGAUUCCUCAAUCAAACGCUCGAACACGAUGCCGCCCACGCCUUCCGCGCGGUGAUGGAGGGCGUGGCUUACAAUGUUCGCUGGCUCACUUCCGCCGUCGAACGGUUGAUCGGACACCCGUUCCCGUCGCUGAAUUUCAUCGGCGGCGGGGCCCGCUCGGAGCUGUGGGGGCAGAUUUUUUCCGACAUCCUCAACCGCCCCAUCCACCAGGUGCAAGAGCCCACCUGGGCCAUCGUGCGAGGGGCCGCUUUCGCCGGAUUGCUCGCCCUGGGGCACACCGAUCUCGCGACCGUGGCCCGCUGUGUGAACAUCUCCCACACUUUCACCCCCUCGCCUGAGAAUCGCCAGGUGUACGACGAGUUGUUCCAGGUCUUCCUCAGGGCCUAUAAAGUGAACAGAACGCUAUUCAAAACUCCCAGCAUGGCAACGGAAGAAAAGGUCGACGAUUUGGGCCCCCUGGCCCCAAUCGACGCGAUGAUGCAUCCCUAUCGCGACCAGUACACCACACACGACCGGUUGCCUGCCGAAGGAAUCGCUCGGGAAGACGUGCUGAAAGAAAUGCAGGAGCUGCACGAUAUUGAAAGCGCCCGUUGGAGAGAUGGCUACGCCUCUGGCGCGGUGUACCACGGCGACAACGAGCACGUGGACUUUCUGAACCAGGUCUACGCCAUUCAAUCGCAAUCGAAUCAACUCCACUCCGACCUGUGGCCUAGCGGGGCGAAGUUCGAAGCUGAAAUCGUGGCCAUGACCGCCAACAUGCUCUCGGCAGACAAGACCGGCGAGCCCUUCAAUUCGAGCAAGGGCAUCUGCGGUUCGGUUUCCUCCGGAGGGUCUGAGAGCAUUCUGCUGGCGAUGAAGACCUACCGCGAUUGGGCCCAAGCCGAAAAGGGGAUCACCGAGCCUGAACUCGUCAUUCCACGCUCAGCGCAUGCCGCCUUCUCGAAGGCCGGUGAAUACUUCCGCAUCAAGGUGCACGAAGUCCCACUGGACGACGACUUCCGCGUGGACGUAAACCAGUUGGAAGCGGCGAUCAACAAGAACACGAUCGCCAUCAUCGGCUCGGCCAUGAACUUCCCCUUCGGCACGAUUGACUCGAUCGAAGACCUCUCCGAGAUCGCCCUGCGGCACAACAUCGGGCUGCAUGUCGAUUCCUGCCUAGGCGGAUUUCUUUUGCCUUGGGCUGAAAAACUCGGCGAGCCGGUCCCGCCGUUCGACUUCCGCCUGCCGGGCGUCACUUCGAUGUCGUGCGAUACGCACAAGUACGGCUUCGCCGCCAAGGGCACGUCAGUCGUGCUCUAUCGCGGCACCGACCUGCGGCGCUAUCAGUACUUCACCAUCGCCGAUUGGCCCGGCGGACUGUACUACUCACCCACCUUCUCCGGCAGCCGCCCCGGUGGGCUCAGCGCCACCUGCUGGGCCGCCCUCGUCGCCACUGGUGAGAAGGGCUAUCUAGCCGCCACGCGAAAGAUCCUCGACUCGGUCGCCAUCAUGCGCAAGGGCAUCGAAGACAUCCCAGGCCUGCGCAUCUUGGGGCAUCCGAUUGGCGUCUUCUCCUUCGCCGCCGAUGACCUGGACAUCUACCAGGUGCUCGACCAAAUGUCUUACCGGCGUUGGGCCCUCACCGGCUUGCAGCAUCCGCCGGCCUUGCACGUCAGCCCCACGCUCCGCAAUUGCCAAGACGGUGUGGCCGAACGGUUCGUCGAAGACCUUCGCGAAUCGGUCCAGUUCGUUCGCGAGAAUCCCGACACCGAAGGCGGUAUGGCCCCCAUCUACGGCAUGGCCGCCACCUUGCCCGAUCGCUCGAUCGUGCACGACAUGCUGCGACAGGAUUACUGGGACGAUCAGUGGCCUGCAAUUGAAGAAGACUUUGCCGAGAUGAAGCAACUCGGCGCGAACGUGGUCCGCAUCCAUUUGCAGUUCGGCCGCUUCAUGGACGCCGCGGAGAAGGCCAACUCCCACGCACUCGAGCAGCUCAGGCGGUUGCUCGACCUGGCUGAAGCCCAGGGGCUGUACCUCGACCUCACCGGAUUGGGUUGCUACCACAAGCAAGACGUGCCGCCCUGGUACGACGAACUUUCGGAGCAAGAACGCUGGAACGCCCAGGCCACGUUCUGGAGCGCGAUCGCCGAGCGCUGCAAGAACAGCCCGUCGGUUUUUUGCUACGACCUGAUGAACGAACCGGUCGUGCCCGGUGGCAAGGCCAAGCGCGACGACUGGCUCGGUCCCGCCUUCGCCGACAAACACUUCGUCCAGUUCAUCGCACUCGAAACCAAAGGUCGUCCCCGCGACGAGAUCGCCCGCGCUUGGAUCGCCCAACUGGUCACCUCAAUCCGCGAGCACGACCAUCGACAUAUGAUCACCGUGGGCCUGGUGCCUUGGAGCCUCGACCGGCCAGGACUCAACUCCGGUUUCACGCCCGAGAAGGUUACGGCCGAUCUCGAUUUCAUCGCCAUGCACAUCUAUCCCGAGACGGGCAAAAACGACGAAGCCCUGGAAACCCUGGCCGGAUUCAACAUCGGCAAGCCACUGGUGAUCGAAGAGAUUUUUCCCCUCCGCUGCAAUGCGGAACAACUCGGUGAAUUCAUCGAUCAGUCAAAACAACACGCCGACGGGUGGAUCGGAUUCUAUUGGGGCAAAACUCCCAAAGAACUCGAAAACACUACCGAGUUCGGCGAGUCCUCGCCCCCGGGCUACUGGUACGACCAAGCGCAGGCCGAAUGGGUGAUGCUCCUGCAAGGUGCCGCUCGCUUGCAAUUGACCAACCCCGAUAAGCUCGUCGAACUGAAGCCCGGCGACUGGAUCAACCUGGCCGCCCACGAAAAGCACCGCGUCGAGUGGACCACACCCGACGUUUGCCCGUGCGAUCUUGGCUCUCAAGCACCGACGCGAACCUUGUUGAACCGCUCCAAAGAACAACCCUCUGAAACACCUGCAGCUUCCGGCCCCGCCGGGCGAUCUCCACGCGCAGGCUCCGCACUCCUCGGUUGGCUGGCGGCGAACCUCGUGCCGCUGCUGUUGCUCAUCGACACCGGCGUAGCGAUCACUCAAGGCUGGCAACUGCCCGAAGCCCGAGGGCUGAUCGUUUUCCCACUGCUCUCCGGCAUGUGGCUUGUGGCCACCUUCGUGCUGCUCAUCAUCCCGUCCUAUCGACGUUGGAUGGCACGGCAUACAGCGAAGCUGUUCGCCGCCUCCUGUGGAGUGCUCAUCGGGCUACUCCUGGGCGAAUGGAUGAUCGACGCCCUCGCACCCCGCGCCCCGUUCCAUCGCCGCACGCCAAACGCCGUGUACACCUUCGAGCCCAACUCGUUCGCCAUGCCGGGGGUGUUCGAUGAGGCCACCAUGUCGAUCAACUCCCAAGGCCUGCGUGGGGCCAAACUCCCAGGCCGCAACGCCGAAGACACCUACCGCAUUCUGUUUGUCGGCGGCGGAACGACCGAGUGCCUGUAUCUCGACGAUUCCGAGACGUGGCCCGCGCUGGUAGGCGAACACCUGAACGAGAAUGAUUUUACAUCCACCGUGGCCACCGCGGCGGUUGCCGAUCAUGCCAGCGGACAUCACCUGCGACUGCUCAACGAGGUCAACGUAAUCGAAAGGGCCGAUUGCCUCGUAAUGAUGCCGGGGGCCGGCGACUUGAUGCGAACUCUGCUGCAACAGCCAGUCACCGGAAAGCGUCCUCCUGUUUGGAUGCGAAGUGCCCUGGCCGAUCUCCUACAACAAAUCUGGAACGUCCGCCUCGGCCACGGCUUGGUGUUCGACAACACCGGCGAAGAGAUCUCCGUCAUGCGUUGGGGCCGACCCAUUGCAGAGUUCGACUUCGACGCAGCCCUCGAGCAAGACUUGAACGCGUACGAACAACGCAUCCGCGAGAUGAUCGCCACGGCCAACGAGCGCGGAGUGCGACUCGUCUUCGUCGGCCAGCCGUGCCUGUGGUCCGAGUUCCUCACACCCCUGGGCGUCAGUCGCCUCCGCUGGGCGCUCGACCCCACCAGCCCACGUGACUGGGAAGCCCUACAGGCAACCAACCUGAAAGCGGCGCUCGAUCGCUACAACCAGGUAACCGCUGAAGUCUGCCAGCAAGAGGGCGUGGAGUUCAUCGACACCGCCGCCAUGAAUGGCCGCGAACAGUACUUCUACGACGACUUCCACCUCAACGAGGCCGGCUGCCGGCGACUGGCCGAAAUCGUCGGCACUUCGCUGCUCGAAACGCGGGCCUCUCAGCCGUAA